GAUUGAAGGAGGGAGUGUUUUGCGAUGAAUCUACUCUGAAUCGGAUAUCGCAGGGAUCAAUUCGUCUCCUCGUGUACUCUGCGCUUGUAGCACCGGGGCGACUCGCUGUACGAGCCCUCCCGAUCUCGCUCAAUGUCUUGAUGUGGACCUACGUGCAACGCAAGCACAAACUCUCCAGGACAUGAUCGCUGAUACGAUCGACGCAACCCGCAACGUCGUCUCCUGAGUACAUCAGCGUCGCGUUGACCGUUGUCCUUCCGAUUCAGUCCCAGUCGCUGGUUGUCUUCGGCGAAGAGACCGAAUUCGCGACGUCACACGGACUCUCACCUGCGCAUCCGGCGGUGUCUUCAUCGUUCCGUCCCGUUCGACAUCGGCUGCUCCUAACCCGAAAUCCCGGGACUGGUCCCCGGCGCAUUGGUCUCGCUCUAGGCCUAGGGACCGCUCCCCGGGCCUCCCGCUGCCCGCGAUGCACUUCGCACUACCCCCGCGAAAAACAUCACAUCCUCCGCCGUAUGUGCCGCGCUCGACGCGACUGCCGGGCCUACGAAAAACCCGCCUCAAGCUCAUCGCGCUCGCGGGUCUCGCCUUCCUCGCUCUCGUAUACCUCAUCACUCGACCAAGUAGCGGCGGGCAUGCUGCGCGCGCACAGCGAGCUCCCAGGGGCAACCCGCCUGUCGUUCUGGUCACGGUGCUAGACCAUAGCAAAUACACCAAGGCGUAUCUGGAUGCGGUCAAGGAGAACAGGAGGCAAUAUGCCGAGAAGCACGGGUACCAAACGCUCAUCGCGCAAGUAGGCGACUACGAUCUCAAAGGCGCGCCUUUCUCCUGGACAGCUGUCCCCGCUGUGCGCCAUGCACUGUCGAAGUACCCCGACUGCCACUACGUGUGGUACCUUGAUGCCAACAGCUUCAUCAUGAACCCCAAGCUGAAGGUUGAGGAGCACAUCAUGCAGUCCUCGAGGCUGGAUGAGCUCAUGAAGAAGGACUUCCCCGUCGUCCCGCCGGAUAGCAUCAUUAAGACUUUCAGCCAUCUUAAGGGGCAGGACGUGGACUUCGUUGUCACGCAGGACAAGGAGGGGCUGUCGCCGGGCAGCCUCAUCGUCCGGAACGGCGACUGGGCCAAGUUCUUUCUGGAGACAUGGUUCGACCCGCUGUAUCGGAGCUACAACUUCCAAAAAGCGGAGAAGCAUGCCCUGGAACAUAUCGUGCAAUGGCACCCGACCAUCCUCGCCCGGAUGGCCAUUGUCGACCAGCGGCUCAUGAACGCGUAUAACAAGGGCGCCAAAGAAGCCUUGUACCAGAACGGAGACCUGGCGGUCAGGUUCCCUGAUUGCGAGACGUCGGGGGGAAAGGCAUGCGAGACCGAGACCGAGUCGUUUGUGCAGGCAUGGCGAAGGCUCUUUGAGAUCUCAUAAUGAGUAAGGAACACAUUGACACGACCGACGCGGGUACUCUCCCAUCAGGGGCCCGCAUGCUAGACUAUUGCGCUCGAACCUAGGUUCGGACUUGAGCUUAUUUUGAACGUCGGGGUUGGUGUCCUCAAAAAUAAGAGGGCGUCAAGGUUUUGCGCUUUUGGCAUGUAUGGGAUGGUGACCAAGCGGAAGUGGUGUCCUCACCUCCACGGGGCAUUGAUAAAAAUAAAGAUGUGUAAGAAGGUACAUGAGUUGCUGCUUGCUAAUGAGGGCUUGGGUCAAUGGGUGACUUGUCUGAUAAUGCGAGCUUGACCCACGACUGUUGGGGUCCAGGUGUGCGUUAAGUACCAGACAAUCAUAUCUAUCAACAUGUCUAGACACCUUUCAGGACUUGGCCGU
Molecule: messenger RNA, 1810 nt
Organism: Chaetomium strumarium
Lineage: Eukaryota; Fungi; Ascomycota; Sordariomycetes; Sordariales; Chaetomiaceae
Product: glycosyltransferase family 34 protein
Exons: 3
Coding region: 467-1414 (315 amino acids)
Biological process (GO): protein N-linked glycosylation
Cellular component (GO): mannan polymerase complex; Golgi membrane
Molecular function (GO): alpha-1,6-mannosyltransferase activity
Source: RefSeq, a predicted model, not a curated record